Molecule: messenger RNA, 3292 nt
Organism: Colletotrichum destructivum
Lineage: Eukaryota; Fungi; Ascomycota; Sordariomycetes; Glomerellales; Glomerellaceae
Product: Putative alpha/beta hydrolase-1, peptidase S33 tripeptidyl aminopeptidase-like protein
Exons: 1
Coding region: 203-2245 (680 amino acids)
Source: RefSeq, a predicted model, not a curated record
CCCCUCCCAACUCACCAGGCCAGGCAGCGGCCGUCUCACUGCCACUCACUAACGCGUGUCUUCACUGAGCCAGGACGGACUGGGAAGCAGGUUACCUAGCUGUGCUGCCGUCACCACAAGCGCAGCGUGAUUUCCUUUCCUCCCUACUACAACAUCCAAUUCCUCGAAGUCUUGUCUAUCUUGAUUGAGCACACGUGUAACCAUGGGGAAUGUAGACUAUUCGACGAUACGUCCGCCGCUACCGCCGCCGCCGCCGCCGCCGCCUCCGCUUCGGUCUCGGCGCUCAAGACUUGGCACGGAUCUGGCGAUUAUCGGCGUGCUCAUUUUGCUCAGCUUCGGCAACAUCUACUUGCACGCGCCUCAAAUACUCGGGUUGGAGCGUCACAAAAGCCACAGCCACAGCAAUGACUCUCCCUUCGGCCGGUUUCCUCUUCCCAAGGACCCCUUCCGUCUGAUCCCCUGCACGAACGCCUCGGUUCCGCCGCCGCUCGACGACCCUCAUCCCGAACAGACCUGGGCGGGGCUCUUCGACCCGGACCCGUCUCAUUGGAGCUGGGGGAACAAGACGGUUUCCGUCGAGCGGGCUGCCGCCGAUCCUUACUCCGACCGCGGCAUCUAUCUCUGCGGCUACCUGGAGGUACCCCUAGACUACACCAACAAGUCGGACGACCGAAUCGUCCGGCUGGCCAUCACGAAGUAUCAGGUCUCCGGAUUGGCCCGCGUGGGCGCGCCUGUCGACAGCCACAAGAACCCGCCCCCGGGCGGCAAGAGCCAGCGGACCAUCGUCGUCGAACCCGGCGGCCCAGGCGGCAGCGGAACGUCUUACGUUUGGAGGGUCUCGGAGCAGGUCUCCAAGCGCCUCAGCAACGGCACCUUUGAUGUCCUGGGCUGGGAUCCGAGGGGGGUCAACAUCACCCAGCCAGCCGUGGCCUGCUUCCCAUACGACGUCGACCGGGACCACUGGUCGCUCAUCACCGGGCAGUACCUGGAGGUAUCCGACCCCAAGCGCCAGCUCAACAUCGCGGACGCCAUGAACGACGCGAUUUUCAAGGCCUGCUGGGAGACCCACGGGGACCUCGGCCGCUUCGUCGGCACGGGAAUGGUCGCCCGCGACCUGGAGGAGAUCAGGAAGGCCCUCGGCGAGGACGAGCUGACGGGCUAUCUCGUCAGCUACGGGACCGGCAUCGGCCAGACGUACGCGAACCUGUUUCCCGACAGCGUUGGCCGCAUGAUCCUCGACGGGACUGAGUACGUGCGCGAUCACCGCCUGCUCGGCGGCUUCGGAUGGACGGCUCUCGACAACGCGACGGAUGCGUGGUACGACGGCUUCCUCGGCGAGUGCAUCAACGCCGGGCCAAACCACUGCGCGUUGGCGGAGCCCAGAGACGGAAAGGAGCCCGUCACCCUCAAGCAGCUGGACCGUCGGCUGAGGUCAUUUCUCUCCUCGCUCGUCGACCGUCCCAUCGCCGGGUACACGCAGGAGAGCGGCCCAUCGCUCGUGACGUACUCGGUGCUUACCGCCGCCAUCUACAGCGCCAUGUACAACGCCCAAACCUGGCCGGCCCUCGCGAGGAUGCUGUCCGACCUGGAACAAGGCAACUCGACGCUCGCCGCGGCGUUCCUCGAGAACGCGGCUUGGGGAUAUGACCCGGCCCUGCCAGCCACGCCCAACAAGCGGCCCUCGUCAGACGAGCUCGGCUUUCUCGUCAUCUGCGGCGACUCCUACGACGCGCCCCUUCCGCCAGACGGCCUCGACUGGUGGGAGUCCCUCUGGGCCAAUAUGACGGCCACGUCCUGGCUCUCGGGCAACUCGCGCUUCUACGACGUGUUCCCGUGCCAGCGCUUCACAAAGUACUGGCCCGAGCCCGCCGGCGUCUACCGCGGCGGCCUCGACAACGCGCUCCGGAACCCGGUGCUCCUCAUCGCGGAGACGUACGACCCGGCGACGCCGCUGCGCAACGGCCGCCGGCUGCUGGCGGAGAUGGGGCGCGACAACGCCAGGCUGAUCGCGCACCACGGCUACGGGCACUCGUCGAGGGACACGUCGCGGUGCACCGACGCCAUUGCCCGGGCGUACAUCCUCGACGGGACGCUGCCCAACGAGGCGGAGACGGCUUGCUAUGCCGACGAGAAGCCGUAUCUGUAUGGCGUCAAGGACGGCGGCGUGAAGGACAUGGCCGUAGGGGGCUUUGAUCCCGUCGGCGUGUGGCGCGAGCAUCUCCGCGAGAUGGAAUUCAUGAAGUAGAAAACAUUGAUCAGCCGCUUGAGUUGAGGGAGAGAGACCACAUGUUCGCUUUAUUCAAUUGUGUUUUCGUAUUGCUAGUGGAAACAAGCUUGCUUGUCCACCAAAUCACGGAAGCUACAACAUGAAUCUUGACAAGACCCAGCCACGUUUUCUUCUACGGGAGCACCGGUGAGUCUCUGUGCCGCUGUCAUAUCCCGAGACAACACGUUCUGUCUCAAAGUUGACCGCAGAAGACACGUUGACUUGGAUGGCUGCUGAUCUGACCCAUGAUUCGAUUGCACACGAUACUUAAAAUCGUCCCAUGCCAAGGCUGCUUGUUCAGAGUUGAACUGCCAAGCGAAGGCCCUCAAUUUGGCGCGAGUAACUCCCAAUAUGCCCAGGUUCUUUCACAUCACAGUAUCCGUACUCAGACAUACAAUCAGUUGAGAGACGGCAAGAGACACCAGAACCAAGGAUCUGAGGCUCAUAUUGCUGCGUUCAAGUUUGAUGUGUCUCUCGGACUAACCCGGACGCUCUCUAUCAUCAUUUAACCACGCUUUGUUGUCUGUCGCGACUCUCAAUUAUCCGAAAGCUUGGCACAGGGUCAACUUGGGCAACCCAUGCUCGAACAAGGCUCACCCACAGCAUUCCGAUGUCAUCAUCGGCACACCACGAACCGUACCUAAAUCUUAUUCAGUGGACCUUUUUGAAUCAGUGCUUCCGACGACUCGUUGUCAAUGCCUUUCCACGGCUAACUGAUCCCUAACCAUGCCAACAAAGUGUAAAAUCUCAUGCCGACGUCAACUGGCACCAUGCGAUUCGUAGAACGGCAGACGAAGCCUCCUUUUGUCUUUGCAAACGCAUUCUUGUAACCAGGAAUGUAGCCAAUCCUCACGUUCUAGGCUUACGGGCUGCAGUGCGUGUCGUUCUGCGUUAAUAUACAUCCAUUGUCGGCGCAUCUCUUUUGCAAUGCCUCGAGCUUCUUCGUGUCGGACGAGCGUAAGAAUAGCCCGGAUAUAUCUUGAGACUUAUAUCCGGGCAUGGUUUGAAUACUUUUCCUAAUAUAUC